AUGUUUUGGUACCCGCCUGCGGUGUGCUAUUACAAGCGGUUCGGGCCUGGAAUUGAUGAAGACGACACUAAUGCGGCCGUUGCAACAGACGGGAAGGAUAUCCAGCCAUACGCCGCUGGUGAGGGAAACGACUCGAAUGCCGUCAACGGGGCAAACUCGUCGCGCUUCUUAUCUCUCCCGGCGGAGGUGCGGCUGAGGAUCUACUACUGGGCUUACAGGAUGAGUCCGAUCCAGCCCAAGGAACUGGCGGCGGGAUAUCCGAUCCCGAUGCUGUGCCGCUACGUGCUACACCCGCUGGACCCCGAUCUCGAACAACAGAUAGAGCUAGAGAUUGAAAACGAACAGACCAUUAUAGAGCUCGCGAAAGAGCUAAAGGAGAGAAUGCGGGAGCUCAACAUGACGACGCCGGGCCUGCUCAGCUCGGACCGGCCGCUGGCGGGGAUGCCGGCGAGCCUACUCUGCACCUGCCGGCAGGUCUACUUUGAGGCGCGCGAGAUUCCGUUUGCCAACAACGAAUUCGUCUUCCUCAACUGGUUCUCCUCGGGGCUCAACGCGGCAGCGGCCGUGACCAAGUCGCAGCGGCCGUGGCAGCGCCUGGCCAUGCGGUACGCGCGGCUGGAGCUGAUGGCCGAGGACCUGGCUCGGAAGGCGGCCCUGAGCAAGUGGGCGGAGCUGUGCGGCCCCGGACCGUCCGCAUCGUGGACUCGGGGGCUCCGGGGCCUACGGUUGAAAAUUGUGGGCCAGGUCGGCAGGAGGAGCGAGGAGGCAAAGGACGACGACGAGUUUGUUGACGGGCUAGAGGAGGUGGGCGGUGCCAAGCGAUGGGUGGAAGAAGGGCGGCUGGCGGAAAUGGAGAAUCUGGAGAGAUUGGAGAUUGAGAUUAUCAAGAACUCGUGGGGGACUAUGGAAAAGAUGGCGUGGUGUGCGGCUGUUGAAGAGGCGUUGAGGGAGAAGGGGUCCAAGGCGAUGGUUGUGAGCAUGGGCAGGAUCCUGUGA
Trichoderma harzianum CBS 226.95 is the source of this 996-nucleotide messenger RNA. RefSeq lists its product as hypothetical. Bases 1 to 996 code for a protein of 331 amino acids. NCBI's taxonomy places the organism in Eukaryota, Fungi, Ascomycota, Sordariomycetes, Hypocreales, Hypocreaceae. The transcript is spliced from 2 exons. The record is from RefSeq and is a predicted model, not a curated record.